ACAAAGUUCUAUUUAUUUUUUUGCUGCUGUUUUGGUUUGUUGACAAACAAAAAUACACGUGCAGACAAAAGUAUGUUGACUUAUAAAUAAGUCAAGUGCAGUGUGUGGACAAACUCGUGUCAAAAAUUAUUUUUAAACCAACGAUAAUAAACAAAAACAAAAGCAAAACAAACUAUUGCAAUCAGUACAGCAGACGACAUUUGGAUAAGCGUGACGUCAGUCGCAUAUCUGCCAAGUAUAGGCAGGAUAUAUACUAUAUAUAUAUAUAUAGAGUGAGAGCGCCAACAUGGAACGCGAUAACUAUAUAGUGCAGGCAUUAUCAUUGCCCAACAGCAAGCGUUACGUCGUCGAAGACUCAAUUACUAAGGUGACCUCGGAUGGUGAACCGCACGGCAUGAUGACCAUGGUGGCAGGUUUGUCGGGUCUAGUGGCUGCCAUUAUCAUACUGGCCGUGCUUGUUUCUAUGGUUGCCUGUCGCAAGCAGAAAACUCAGCAGCAGGAGGCUACCGCUUUGACAGGCGUCAAGGAGUCGCCGGGCAAGAUCAACACGGCCUUUGUGGAAAGCACACUGACCCUCAGCGCCUUUGACGACAGCAACAGCAGCAGCAGCAACAAGCAGACAACAAUUACCGUCGAGCGCUUCUAGCUGUGCAACAAAAUACGCAGCAAUGUAUCAAAAACAAAAAGAAUAGCAACAAUUAGUGCUGGGGCGCGCACGUGAUGCUUCUAAACGCAUGAGACUGAAGCCAACUACACAUUUAAGCAAACAUUUAUAUAUAUUUAAUGUACAUUUAAUGCAUUCUGUUAUUUUCUUGGCGUAGCACGAUGUGAAUUUGAAAAGUUCAAAAACGAUAACAGAUUUUAAACAAUGUUUACUACACAUUUUGUAAAACACAAACAUUUAUAUUCAUUUGAAUUGUCUACAAUAAUUAUCUAUAU
Molecule: messenger RNA, 939 nt
Organism: Drosophila busckii
Lineage: Eukaryota; Metazoa; Arthropoda; Insecta; Diptera; Drosophilidae
Exons: 4
Coding region: 287-646 (119 amino acids)
Source: RefSeq, a predicted model, not a curated record